Messenger RNA from Aspergillus tanneri, 1254 nucleotides. RefSeq lists its product as uncharacterized. The coding region runs from base 1 to 1254 and encodes 417 amino acids. The record is from RefSeq and is a predicted model, not a curated record. The transcript is spliced from 3 exons. Lineage: Eukaryota; Fungi; Ascomycota; Eurotiomycetes; Eurotiales; Aspergillaceae.
AUGGGGAGAGAUGUCGUUUCUACUGAGGCAAUUCAGCGCCUGAAUGGCAUAGAUAUUGAUUGUCAGAUUCAUUGGCAUGAUGCUCGCCCAGACUAUUCCCAGUGGUCAACCGAGUGUCGCAUGGAACAAGCUGUAGUGGUUGGUCUCCGCUACAUGCAAUCGUAUCUUCGUCCGCAAGUGAUCAUAACACAGGGUGUGUCGUUCGAAGACUCGUCGUUCUCGCAAGGGGUUAGAUCGGUGACCCAAAAGUUUGGGAUUCCUCACAUUGCUCUCCCUGGUCCUUCUAAGGAUCUUUUAUGGUUGUCCAGCUUGGAAGCUUGGAAUGAUAUACAUAUUGAGGUUCUUCUUCAAGUUCCUCCAAAGUCCUCUGGGUCUGUAAUAAGGUUAAUCCGCUCUUUGGAGGAAGCCGACUACCUCGGUUCGAUACCCAGUUUAUCUAUCGAACUUCCUCGUCAAGUAGACCCACAGCUCCUUCGUUUCCUACAAGAAAUUAAAUGGCCACCACAGUCGUCGAGCAAGGUAACCCUGCGUCGGUACAUACAACCACAUCCCAUGAAUUCAGCCGAAGCGUCUUUAAAGACCAUUGAAGCAUUCUAUCCUAGGGAUCCCAAUAUGUCCCAUGUCCUGAUGCUCGCCCCACAGACAGAGUUGUCCCCCUCUUUUUAUCACUAUUUAAAAUACACUAUAUUGAGAUAUAAAUAUUCCAAAUUUACUGAGCGAGAACCUCUCAGACUGUUUGGAAUCUCACUGGAACUUCCAUCCACGUUCCCUAAUAACGAAGAACCCUUCACCCCUCCGCAUUCUGACACUUCCAUUGUCGCGCAUAAUGAAGAACCUCUUCCACUCUUCCUAUGGCAAGCCCCGAAUAGUAAUGCGACAUUGUAUUUCGGUGAUAAGUGGGUUGAGCUUCAUUCGUUUCUUUCAAAUCGCCUUGCCGUCCAGGAAGCUGUGCCCCUGCCUUCGCCUCAGGAAAAGACCUUUUCAAGGAGAUACCCAGCUGUGAUGGAGUAUAUUCUGGAAUUGAUGCGUACAAAAGGCUAUUACCUGCUCUAUCCAGGAUUCCUGGGUAGAGAGAGUGCCCUGGCAACUGUCCACAGUGAACUAUACCAACUCUCGGAAGAAUUUUCCCAGGAUGACCCAUCAAAACUAACCAAGCCUGAAAUAAAUGGUCAUUCAUUUAAACAGCACGCUAUAGAUUCUGCAGCAUAUUUAGGGACAAUAGAGAAAUCUUUGAGUCGAGCCUCUACCUCCUAA